Aspergillus caelatus is the source of this 1047-nucleotide messenger RNA. RefSeq names its product MDR family NADP-dependent oxidoreductase. Gene Ontology annotation, molecular function: oxidoreductase activity, acting on the CH-CH group of donors, NAD or NADP as acceptor. NCBI's taxonomy places the organism in Eukaryota, Fungi, Ascomycota, Eurotiomycetes, Eurotiales, Aspergillaceae. The record is from RefSeq and is a predicted model, not a curated record. The coding region runs from base 1 to 1047 and encodes 348 amino acids. The transcript has a single exon.
AUGGUCAAAACUUGCCAAUGGGUCCUUCGCAAACGGGCCUCGGACCUACCGAUCCUUACCGGACCUGACGCUACCUUCGCACUCAUUGAAGCCGAUUCUGGUGCUCCAAAUAAAGGCGAGGUCCUGAUCAAGUCGUUGUAUUUCUCAAACGACCCCUCUCAGCGUGGCUGGGUCGAUGCCUUCACGGAAAACGAACGCCUUUACGUUCCUCUGCUUCCAGAAGGAGCGCCCAUGCGAGCAUUUGCCAUUGCGGAAAUCGUCGAAUCCAAAGCCGACUCCCUGAAGAAAGGCGACCUUGUCCGGGUGUGGACCGGGUGGUCGGAAUAUGCGGUAGUGGACGCGCAACGGUGCACAAAACUAGCACCACUGCCCAAUGGCCUGAGUGAAACACACCAUCUUGGUGCUCUUGGAUUUACGGGCUUAACGGCUUACUUUGGGAUCAACGAUGUUGCCCAAGCAAGAAAAGAUGAUGUUGUCGUCGUUUCUGGUGCGGCAGGUGCAACCGGAAGUAUGGUGGUGCAGCUCGCAAAAAAGGUCAUCGGCUGCAAGAUGGUUAUUGGCAUAGCAGGUUCCGAUUCGAAGUGCAGAUGGGUCGAGUCCUUGGGUGCAGAUACUUGCUUGAACUACAAUUCAUCGAAUUUUGCCCAAGAUCUGGUGAAAGCGACACCGGAGUUUGUCAAUGUCUACUUUGAUAAUGUUGGUGGAGGUAUUCUGGAUCUCCUCCUGACUCGCAUGGCGAAAUAUGGCCGCAUCGCAGCAUGUGGCGCAAUUACCAACUACAACAAAUCUGGCAAUAACACCAUCGGUAUCAAGAAUUGGUUUGAAAUUAUCACUAUGCAAGUUCAAAUUAAAGGAUUCCGUGUUAUGGAUUAUGUGGGCCGAUUCGAGGAAGCUCUUCAAGUCCUGUUGAAGGCAGUGGUGGAUAGAAAGCUCAAGAUUGAUUCCGAGAUAGAACAUGUGGUUGAUGGCCGUUUUGAAGAUGUCCCAGGGAUUUGGAUGAAGCUCUUUACCGGAGUCAACCAAGGAAAAUUGAUCACAAAGCUUUAG